Molecule: messenger RNA, 1975 nt
Organism: Amphiprion ocellaris (clown anemonefish)
Lineage: Eukaryota; Metazoa; Chordata; Actinopteri; Pomacentridae
Product: rab GTPase-activating protein 1-like
Exons: 8
Coding region: 388-1449 (353 amino acids)
Source: RefSeq, a predicted model, not a curated record
GAACCUGUUGCUGCCCAUUUACCUGGGACACACACGACUUCACCUGACACCACAAGUGGUUCUACAUAUGAGGUGUGUUUAUAUCAACACAUUGCCUGUUUUACAAUCUUUCUCCGUUGUUCACCUUUGGACAGUUUCCUUGUAUGUAUACGGACGACUUGGACUUUAUCCUGUUGUUUCCUUUUUCCACUCACAUGCCGGACUGACCUCUUGUUUUGCGAGUAUAAAUAAGGCAUCUUUCUGAGCUCAUUCUGCAUCUCUGAUUCACUCGAGAAUUGCCAUUCAGGCCUGACGGUAAACUUGACACUCCAGCUGGAUUUUUCUCUGUUUGGAAUCAGAGGUUUUACACUCAACAACUGGAAGCAGCUGUGUAUAAAUCUGGGCAAAAUGAUGGAGGAGAUGUCCAUGGCGAUGCCCUAUGACGUCCAUGCUUUUGACCAGAUGAGCGAGGAGGAGAUCCUCGCCUGUCUGGUGGCUGAAGCGGAACCUAAAAACACAGUGCCAACAAAGAAAGCUAAACUGAAGGAAUGUCGGCUUCAAAUAAUGGAAGAUGAAGACGACCCUUUGGAAAAAUACCUGAAAGAAAACCGAGAGCUUCAACAGACCAGCCACCGUCUGGAGCAGGAAAAUGACAACUUGGCCCACAGACUAAUCACCAGCAAGGUCGCUCUGAGGAGCGCUCUGGACAAGGCGGAGGACAGAGUGGAUGAACUAGCAAAAGAUCUGCUGCAGGCGAGACGUCGACUGCAGGCCACAGAAGAAGAGAAGCGAGGCAAAGAGGAAGAAACUGCGAUGCUAAAGGAAGUGUUUCGGAGAGAGCUGGAGAAGGCCGAGCUAGAGGUCAAAAGGUCGUCGGGUAUCAUUGCAGACUACAAGCAGAUCUGCUCUCAGCUGACAAAUCGUCUGGAGGAGCAGCAGGCUGCCCACAGAGAGGAGUUAGAUUCACUCAAGAGUGUAAUGAGGGCUUGCUCCUGCUGCCAACACACUGUCGAGUCAGAUGAUCUGUCCGAUGCAGGUCAGAGCUGUGAAGCGGCAGGAGAGACAGAAGGCCGAGGGAUGGCUAAACAAGGCAUGCAGGAGAACGAUGCUUGUUCUCGAAGGGAGGAGCAGAGGAGGGCGCACCGAGAGAAGGAGUCCCUCAGGGCUCACAUUAGGGCACUGGAGCGGGAGUUGGUCCAGACCAAGCUCCAGAUGGUGGAAGCCAAUUGCAAGAUCCAGGAGCUGGAGCACGAGAAGGGAAUCCUGUCCAACGAUCUCCAGGAAUCAAAAAACAGCUGGAUCAGUAAGGCCUUCACCUCUCUGCGGACCUCCAGCGGGGGGCUUCACGGCGUUAGCUUACCCAGAGAUGGGGCUCCGGCACUGGGUCGAAUCCUCCAUGGUACCUCCCUCUCUGGAUGGAGCACCAAGAAGCUGUCAUGGCCUCACAGAGACAAUCAAGAAAAAGUCUGACAGCUUGGACUGUGAAGGUGCAGAAGACAUACACUAUCAGUCAAACGUUUGGACAGUUAUUUUAUUUCAUUAUUUUGUACAUUGUAGAUUAAUACUGAAGACAUCGAAACUAUAAAAGAAUACAUAUGGAAUUAUGUUGUAUACAAAAAAGUGUUAAUCUUCAGUAUUAAUCUACAAUUUAGAAAAUAAUACAAAUAAAUAAAAAGCAUUGGAUGAGAAGGUGUGUCCAAACUUUUGACAGCUACUCGAAGACUGUUAUGUAAAGAUUGAAUUUAAUCCUGUAGCUGCUGUUUCCUAACAUGUGCACUAGAUGGCAGAGUGGAGCACGAAACUAUCAGAGGAGAGUACCUGAGAGCACAUCUAGGUGAUGUCACACAGGGACUUUCUUGUCUGUUUGCCACUUUACAAUUACUAUAUUCACUGAUGUAUUAUUUUGUACAGUUGUAAAUCUAAUCCAUGUCCCCUGAGGAGAAAUCUUUCAUUUGUAAUUAAAUUAAAUGUAAUAUUAAAGCAGGUGUGAUGCAAA